Molecule: messenger RNA, 2021 nt
Organism: Oncorhynchus keta (chum salmon)
Lineage: Eukaryota; Metazoa; Chordata; Actinopteri; Salmoniformes; Salmonidae
Exons: 4
Coding region: 1032-2021 (329 amino acids)
Source: RefSeq, a predicted model, not a curated record
CAUUACUGCACCACAUUACUGUACCACAUUACUGUAUCACAGAGCUGUACCACAUUACUACACCACAUUACUGUACCACAUUACUGUAUCACAGAGCUGUACCACAGAGCUGUACCACAUUACUGUACCACAUUACUGCACCACAUUACUACACCACAUUACUGUACCACAUUACUGUAUCACAGAGCUGUACCACAGACCUGUACCACAUUACUGCACCACAUUACUACACCACAUUACUGUACCACAUUACUGUAUCACAGAGCUGUACCACAGAGCUGUACCACAGACCUGUACCACAUUACUGUACUGUAUUACUGCACCACAUUACUGUACCACAGAGCUGUACCACAUUACUGCACCACAUUACUGUACCACAUUACUGUACCACAGAGCUGUACCACAGAGCUGUACCACAUUACUGUACCACAUUACUGUAUCACAGAGCUGUACCACAGAGCUGUACCACAUUACUGUACCACAUUACUGUACCACAUUACUGUACCACAGAGCUGUACCACAUUACUGUAUCACAGAGCUGUACCACAUUACUGUAUCACAGAGCUGUACCACAUUACUGUACCACAUUACUGUACCACAUUACUGUAUCACAGAGCUGUACCACAUUACUGUAUCACAGAGCUGUACCACAUUACUGUAUCACAGAGCUGUACCACAUUACUGUAUCACAGAGCUGUACCACAUUACUGUACCACAUGACUGUACCACAUUACUGUACCACAUUACUGUAUCACAGAGCUGUACCACAUUACUGUAUCACAGAGCUGUACCACAGAGCUGUACCACAUUAUUGUACCACAUGACUGUAUCACAUUACUGUACCACAGAGCUGUACCACAUUACUGUACCACAGAGCUGUACCACAUUACUGUACCACAGAGCUGUACCACAGAGUAACAUUCUGUACAUAUAGUACAUGGCACCAAUCGUCAUUCACCAACUGGUGCCCAGCCCACAUGGCCUUAUAGGACACUAUAUCAAGUAUCAAAACACUACAUUAAACAAAUGUAAUGCCUUUAACAAUUAAAUGUGUAAUUAGCAAACACAUGUUCAAAUACACAAAGGUACACAUACUGUACAAAUACAUAAAGGUACACAUACUGCUCAAAUACAUAAAGGUACACAUACUGUUCAAAUACAUAAAGGUACACAUACUGCUCAAAUACAUAAAGGUACACAUACUGUUCAAAUACAUAAAGGUACACAUACUGUACAAAUACAUAAAGGUACACAUACUGCUCAAAUACAUAAAGGUACACAUACUGUUCAAAUACAUAAAGGUACACAUACUGGUCAAAUACAUAAAGGUACACAUACUGUACAAAUACAUAACGGUACACAUACUGCUCAAAUACAUAAAGGUACACAUACUGUACAAAUACAUAAAGGUACACAUACUGCUCAAAUACAUAAAGGUACACAUACUGUACAAAUACAUAAAGGUACACAUACUGCUCAAAUACAUAAAGGUACACAUACUGUACAAAUACAUAAAGGUACACAUACUGUACAAAUACAUAAAGGUACACAUACUGUACAAAUACAUAAAGGUACACAUACUGUACAAAUACAUAAAGGUACACAUACUGUACAAAUACAUAAAGGUACACAUACUGUACAAAUACAUAAAGGUACACAUACUGUACAAAUACAUAAAGGUACACAUACUGUACAAAUACAUAAAGGUACACAUACUGUUCAAAUACAUAAAGGUACACAUACUGCUCAAAUACAUAAAGGUACACAUACUGUACAAAUACAUAAAGGUACACAUACUGUACAAAUACAUAAAGGUACACAUACUGUACAAAUACAUAAAGGUACACAUACUGUUCUAUGUAGGUCAUCUAUAUAGCUGCUGUGGGAUCUUGAUUAAAGGCUCAAUUCAAUCAAACAGGUCAGGAAACACUCGGCUGAUUCCAGAUUUAACGGCCAUUUCAAAGGGGGAGCAAUUUCCCCACUUCCACCCGACCACCUGCAUACUGCACUGGAACCUUUGA